CUGCAACCUUGUUCAGGAAUCUUCUGAGCACCUUUUUCACGAAUGUUGCAAAACUCGGGGUGUUUGGGAUUUGGUCUCGGUUGCAGUUGGAGGUUGAUCCUUUCCAACUUUACUAGCUCUGACAGUCUCAUUCUCCUAUCGAUGGCUUCUUGGAAUGCUACGCAUCAGGUUUGUAGUGGGGGGUUUUUAGUUUCUUCGCCUAAUUACAGUAUUCUCAUCGUAGGUUGCCUCCUUUUAAAGGCUGAAUCCCAACUUGAGGCUGAUAUUCUAACAUUGGUUGUUGCUCUUAACGUCGUCACUUCCAUGCCUUUGCAAAUCAGCAACAUCCUAGUUAGCAACAACUCAAUCUUGAAGCUUAUCCAUUCUGCUGAUCCUACUUGCUCUUGACAUCUCUACUCGAGUCUUGAACACUUGAAGAACUUAUUAGCCCGGGUUAACACUCCUCGAAUUAAUUCCGUCCCAUGGUUGUUGCAUCGUGUUCUCAUUAAGCCUGCCGGUUUCGGUCGUUAUCUUCAUCAAUUAUCUCUAUUUCACUCUGGGCGGGAGUUACGUCAAUGGCUCAUGAAAUAUUUCUUAGACCUGGGUUUUACUUUUGCUUAGCCUUGCACAGUUGGUGUUUGUUGGUCUUCUCAAUUUUAGUUUCAGCUGUUCUAGCUUCUUUUGUACUUCGAUUUAUAG
This is a messenger RNA of Dioscorea cayenensis subsp. rotundata (Guinea yam), 678 nucleotides long. RefSeq lists its product as uncharacterized. The transcript is spliced from 2 exons. The coding region runs from base 43 to 387 and encodes 114 amino acids. Lineage: Eukaryota; Viridiplantae; Streptophyta; Magnoliopsida; Dioscoreales; Dioscoreaceae. The record is from RefSeq and is a predicted model, not a curated record.